Molecule: messenger RNA, 3333 nt
Organism: Gambusia affinis (western mosquitofish)
Lineage: Eukaryota; Metazoa; Chordata; Actinopteri; Cyprinodontiformes; Poeciliidae
Exons: 4
Coding region: 111-1892 (593 amino acids)
Molecular function (GO): GTP binding
Source: RefSeq, a predicted model, not a curated record
UUGCAGUAGAGAAGCGACACUCCCAUCCUGCACCGUUACAAGAUCCUCUCUCAGAGUUUCCACAUUAAAUAUCAGUGCUGGAAGAGCAGAGGCCAAAUAUACAGGUGAAGAUGGUGAUGCACAUUGACAAAAAGAGUACCUGCCAGUCCACUGACAAUAAGGCCGACUACUGUGUCCACAACAAAGCAUGGAUGAAAAUAACAGGCCCCACAGCUGCGCUGUUUGGGGACGUUUUCUUUGGAUCGAGUGUUAUAGGUCAACCAGAACUCACGGCUGCAGGAAGAGAAGAAGAAGUUAAAGUUCCAAAAGUCACGGCUGACAGGAGACAGAUUGUGGAAGAACACUCUGUAAACGUAAGUGUCUAUAAUGCGCCACAAGGACAUGGAGCAGCGGGAGUGAAACCAGAGAGAGUGGCAGCAUCAAAGGUGAUCAUCAAAGGAACAGAUGGAGUUCAGAAGUCCAUCAAAGUGCUGAGAGCCUACAGGAUCGUCCUGUUGGGAGAAUCUGGGGCUGGGAAAAGCACCCUGGGAAACUCCAUCUUAGGAGAGGAAGUGUUCGAACCUGGCAGAACGACUGACUAUCAAAUUCAGUCCAAAUCUGCCCACGAAAGGAGAAUCACUGUGUUGGACACUCCUGGUUUCUCUCAUUUUGACCAACUUGAGGCAGAGCUGAAGGAUGAGAUAGCGAGGUGUACCUCAAGGUGCAGUCCCGGUCCCCAUGUUCUUCUGAUUGUGCUGAACGUAGAGGAAUCCUCAAACCAACAGGCGGCUGUAAUCGACAAAAUCUGCCAGUGUCUUCCAGAGGAAGCAUUCAAAUAUGCUGCAGUUGUUUUUACUCAUGGCCCUGAUCGGAUGACAAUUGAAAAGUAUAUCAAUGAGAAUCAACGUCUUAACGAUUUGGUAGUGAAGUGCAGUGGCCGAUAUCAUGUAGUUGAUCAUAAGAACAGCCCAAAGGGUGACGAAAACGACUCCCAGGUGUCACAGCUGAUCAGCAUGAUGGAUAAGAUAGUGAUAGAAAACAAAGGAGGGUGUUACACCAACAAAAUCCUCCAGGCAUGUCAGAGAGACAAAAAUAACACAAAAUCAAGCAACCCAAAACAAUCAAACAACAACAAAGGUAAUGCCAACAGCAACUUGUGGAUUAGUUUGUCAGGCCCUGAGGGGAACUUGGUGGCAGAAGCUUUCUUUGGGCCAGAUGUUGCAAUUUGGCAAAAAACACAAACAUCCACCAAGACUGAAGAAUGCACUACUAGUAAACAGGGGGAAUAUGAAGAACCAUGUUCUGAACCGAAAGGGAGAGCUGAAGAAAAGUGCGAAGGGCCAUCUCAAACAAACUCCUCUCCAAAGGAGGAGGAAGAGGAAAAUGAACCAGAAAGAGAAUAUAAUGACACAGAAACAAACAAGCCAUCAGAUAUGCCAGGCAGGAGGAAGAAAACAGAAGGGCCAGGAGCUCCAAGUUUUUGGAAAUUGUUAACUGGUUUCAUUGGGGGGCUAUUGGGAGGUUUAGGGGCAGUUGCAUCAAGUUUAAUUGGGGGGCUAAUGGGAGUUAUAGGAGCAGUUGUAUCAAGUUUAACUGGGGGGCUAAUGGGAGGUAUAGGAGCAGUUAUAUCAAGUUUAACUUGUGUGGCAAAAAUAAUUGCAGGUAUAAUGUCUUUGGCUGGAGCAAUAUGGCUCAGCAUAUGGGUCAAGAAAAUCUAUGACAAGAUCAUGGCCCUUUAUGAGUGGAUCAAGAAGAACAUCGGACUCAUCCUUCUCUGUGUGGCUUUUUACUUCCUGCUCUUCCUGUCGUUUUUUGACAGAGUACCAAUGGCUGGAACCAUUUUCCUAUCAAGUGGAAUAUUGGUGAUGUUUUUGGUCGUACUGUUGUUAUUCACUGUCAUUAUGAAACAAUGACAGUUUGUGACUCUGCAUUCAGUUUAAUGUAUUGGACCCAAAAUCUAAAGACAUGGAGACGUAACUGUUGUGUUUUAAGAUGUGUAAUUGUCUUCACUGAAUGUGAGGAUUUUAAAAAAGAUCUCCGAACAUCAGCCCAACCGUUACUGGUUUAUAAUGAACCCAUAAUCAAUGCAUCUGUGUGACAAUAUGUUAAUUCCUUAAAGGAUAUUUAGGAAUGGAAAUCACAUCAGUCUUAGGUGUUUUAUAUAGGAGAUCUUUGGUGCCUAUUUAUAUAUCAGUAGAUAUUUUAAUCAUUCUCAUUACCAAUAGUUUAUUUCCGUUAAUCGCUGGACUCUGUCACGUUUCCCCUUUUGUCUUCACCUCUGGUCAUAAAUUUCUGGACAGAAAUUUGAACUUCAGGCUGGUUUUCAGUUUGAUGUUGUUCUUUCAGUCAUUAUAAUAUGAUAAAUUUGAACACAUGCUGGGUUGGUUUGUGGUAAAACAGAGAGAUUGAUUUUUAGGGGAUGUGUCUAUUGCUAAUUUGGUUGGCUAAUGGCAAGAAGGUUCUGGGUUUGAGUCCAAACGUUGGGGUGUUUCUACAUGGAAUUUGCAUGUUCUUCUUGUGCUUGUAUGGGUUCUCCCCAAGUACUCCAGCUUCCUCCCAGAACCCAAAAACAUGAUUGUUAGGUUAAUUGAUCUCUAAAUUUCCAUUAGGCAUGGCUGUGUGUGCAUGAUUAUCUGCUCCUAGACACAUAAAAAGUGUGCAGGAGGUAUUUUAGACAUAUCAAACCACAAAGUCUCUGAAAUAUAUUUACAUGAGAUUAGCUACUCAUGUAAACUGCUGGUAUUUGUUGAUUGAGAGAAAAUUUAGAUGAAACUCCCAAGACACUUUGAAUCCACUGUAGUUAUCAUGCCAGGCCACUAGAUGGCACUGUGGUUUUAAUCAUAAACACUGGUUAACAAAAUGUUCUGACACACCAGCUAUGUGUGUGACAACCUUUGGCAAAGCAAUAGAGUGUAAAUAAAAUAUAAUUUUAUUCGUUUGGUAUGUGGGGUGAAGUUUCCCAGUGCUGGACAUGCUAAUGCUAAGCGAUCUUGUGCCAACAUUUAGGAGUAAGACUUUGUAUUUGUGUUAAAUACCAGACCGUGGGAAGGUUUCAACUUUGCUCAGCAGCAGUUUGGUCGCUUAAAUUCGCUUUUCUGAACUUUUUGUUUCAAUGUGAUUUGAUUGUUGAAGAUCCACAUGUGCAGACUGUACAAAGUGAGUCAAGGUGUGUUGUUGUUUUCAGGACUUGUUUAAUGGAAAGUGAUGUCUGUUUUUGUUUUUUGACAAUAACUUUAUAUUUUUUAUUUUUAAACUAUUUGUCUUUUAUAGAACAUUGUGUCAUUUCAGCUCUGUAACCAGAUUUGUUAAUUUGUCUCGUCUAAUUAAAUAAACUCUAACUCCUGUCUGGCUGCC